CGAAGCACGGAGCCCCGCCCUGCCGCCCGCCAGAGCCGUGAAGCAGCAGUAGCAGCAACAGCAGCUCCGCUUGCUUCGUACAGUUUUUAUUCAUGAAAACAUUUGUCUGAUCGUCGUAUUAUUCGACUAGUAAUAACUGCUCGCGGUAUACGUUGUGCUCGUCUUUGUCGGUACAGUUCACGCAGUGACGGUUAACCUUAAAAAGUAGUGGCUGUCGCGGUGUUGUCGCGAGAGAUAGUCUCGUAGUGAAACAGACUUGUUUCGGUCAUUAAGGCAUCGUCGCCGAGUGCAUUCGCUCUGUUUCUCGACGUUGUUCGAGACGGAGAGGUGUGAAAAGGAAAGUGCAUAGUCAUCGAUGUGAGAAGUCGAGGCUAGGAAGAAGGCCCGCCGCAGCAGGAGGGAGAGAGUGAGGAGCUGUUCGUGGAUACGAAAAGCUGAUAUAUCGAGUCGGGAAUUUAAGCAACCGUAGGCUCCGUUAGGGAGCUCCAGAGGUUACGUUAUUUCCAUCGGCAAUGAGUCACAUGGGAGAAACGAACGACAAAGGAAAUGCAAUCGGGUGGACGCGAAGACCUUGAAUUAUUGUCCAAUAAUUUUGCACUAUCGUUUACUAUAACAUGCUCCGUUUGGAAAGAGAGCGAUAUCAGGGGUGGCAACGGUCUCGCUAGGAGGUAUCGAAGCUGGCGCGUGGGGCGGGAGAGUCAGCGGUGGUCUGGCUCUGGUUCCGGUGGUAGCGGCGGAAACGGAAGCCGCGACAGCAACAGAUCAGAGAGAACGACUGGAAAAGGCUGGUGCGACCCGCUGGAGAAGGAAAUUCGAUCGUCUUCUAUUUUCAACCUUUCCCAUCCCUGGUGGUGGAAAAUUCGAGAGCGUCUAUCUGCCAUCGAAGAAAGCGUCGACGGCGUGACACUGGGCCCCAAUCACCUUCGAGCAAGAAGGCAUACGAAAUAGGAUUAAUCCAUUCCUGAAAAAUCACAUUUUAGGCUUUGUUGGAGGUGUACCACCUCCUCCUCGAGAACCUCCCUUUUCCACCCUUCACGGGUAGUCACGCUUAGCGCAUCAUUAGACAGGCAUCAUGAGCAGCGAGCUCGAAUCCCUACGUCAGGAAUCGGACAAGCUGAAAAAUGCCAUUCGAGAUGCCAGAAAAGCAGCUUGCGAUACGACGUUGGUCCAAGCCACGUCGGGCAUGGAGCCUAUCGGCCGGAUACAAAUGCGUACGAGACGCACACUUCGUGGUCACUUAGCCAAGAUUUAUGCCAUGCACUGGGGCAGUGAUUCAAGAAAUUUAGUGUCAGCAUCGCAAGAUGGAAAAUUGAUCGUUUGGGACAGUUAUACCACCAACAAAGUUCAUGCAAUCCCUUUGCGCUCCUCAUGGGUGAUGACCUGUGCGUACGCACCAUCAGGUAGUUUCGUAGCCUGCGGUGGGCUGGAUAACAUUUGUUCCAUCUAUAGUCUAAAAACUAGGGAAGGAAAUGUAAGAGUUAGCAGAGAACUCCCAGGUCACACUGGGUACUUGUCUUGCUGUCGAUUUUAUGACGACAACCAAAUUGUCACUAGUUCUGGCGAUAUGACUUGUGCCCUGUGGGAUAUAGAAACUGGUCAACAAUGUACCUCCUUUAUUGGACACACGGGUGAUGUUAUGUCCCUGUCUUUGGCUCCUGACACACGCACAUUCGUAUCUGGUGCGUGUGAUGCUAGUGCAAAAUUAUGGGACAUUCGUGAAGGAACUUGCAAACAAACUUUCCCAGGCCAUGAGAGCGAUAUAAACGCUGUUACGUUCUUCCCGAAUGGAUACGCUUUCGCGACGGGUUCAGACGAUGCAACGUGCAGACUUUUCGAUAUUAGGGCAGAUCAAGAACUGGCCAUGUAUAGUCACGACAAUAUUAUCUGCGGUAUCACUAGCGUAGCGUUCAGCAAGAGCGGUAGAUUAUUGCUGGCCGGCUACGACGAUUUUAACUGCAACGUUUGGGAUUCCAUGAAGGCUGAACGAGCCGGAAUUCUUGCCGGUCACGAUAAUCGUGUGUCUUGCCUCGGCGUUACAGAGGAUGGUAUGGCAGUAGGGACGGGCUCAUGGGACUCAUUUUUGCGUAUUUGGAACUAACUUGGGGUUAAUCCCAAGACGUUCCUCCACAGAACCAACUACAGCCAAUCAGCAUACAGCAUAAGCAUCAAGUACCACCACUUGGCCACCGAAGUCGGCGUGUCCGUGUCCUCAACGGAGGCGAAUUAUUCGCCCGGUUCACCGGAGUUGACGUUGAUCAGAAAGUUUGGACAUCCGUUAGACAACAACAGUAAAAAGACCCACGGUAGUAGCAGCAGUAGCGGCAGCGAAUUUAAGAACGUUUUGGGUUGUGGUGGUAAAAAGGACUACCGGAAACGCGUCGUCGAUUUAACCUGGCGACGUGGCAAAGUCGGCGAUAAAAUCACUCAUGAAUAUCAGCGCUUCUAGUAUAUGGAUAUACCGUUUGUUCGAUAUAUUCGAACGUACGACUGAUGAUGAUGAUGAUGAUGAUGAUGAUGAUGAUGAUGAUCGAGAAAGAAGCGUGGUGAAAGGAAGAACGACAGAACGGAGAGCAGCACCAAGGCUGACAGCCAUAUCUCUUCGAUGUCGUGAGCGUUACUUCCUUUCUCUCCUCCCCUUUCUCAAGGACUAUUUGGCAAUUUCGAAGAGUACGUGCUGUUGAUAUAUAUAUAUAUAUCUUGAUAGCAUCUUCUCGAAGAUCUUCCCGAAUUCGAAGGUUGAAAUAAAGAAUCGAUUCCCGACACUCCUCAUCCGAGGUCUACGUCGCUGGAAGCGUUUUAUUAUUAUGAAUAAGAAAAAAAAAAAAAAAAAAAAAAAAAAGAAAAAAG
This is a messenger RNA of Apis dorsata (giant honeybee), 2847 nucleotides long. It is a transcript of the gene Gbeta13F, whose product is annotated as guanine nucleotide-binding protein G(I)/G(S)/G(T) subunit beta-1. The transcript is spliced from 8 exons. The coding region runs from base 1073 to 2098 and encodes 341 amino acids. Gene Ontology annotation, molecular function: signaling receptor complex adaptor activity; protein binding. Gene Ontology annotation, biological process: G protein-coupled receptor signaling pathway. Gene Ontology annotation, cellular component: heterotrimeric G-protein complex; cytoplasm. The record is from RefSeq and is a predicted model, not a curated record. Lineage: Eukaryota; Metazoa; Arthropoda; Insecta; Hymenoptera; Apidae.